Molecule: messenger RNA, 1971 nt
Organism: Lucilia sericata (common green bottle fly)
Lineage: Eukaryota; Metazoa; Arthropoda; Insecta; Diptera; Calliphoridae
Product: UPF0687 protein C20orf27 homolog
Exons: 3
Coding region: 798-1337 (179 amino acids)
Source: RefSeq, a predicted model, not a curated record
AAUUAGUUUCUUAUUGGAUUUCAGACUUUGCGGAUGUUUUUGUUGGGAAGAUUUUUUAACAAAUAAAAAUAAAUUAUAAAAAAUUGAAAAGUAAAUAAAACAAAUAUUAAUACACACUAGAUAUAAAAUAUUAAAAAUGAAAAUUUGUAGUUUUUGUUGACAAAAUUUACAAUUAUUGUGAAAGCAAAGUAUAGAAAAAAAUUAAGUGCAACGACCUUGAAAUCAGCGGCUUUGAUUUUCUUUUGAUUUGGCUAAAAUCAACCCAAAAAUAAGUUAGUAAAAUUGUGGUUAUUAAAAAAAUUGCAACAGGACAAUUUUUCAUUAGAAAAACGUUUGUCUUUAACAAAAGUAGAAAAUAUCUUGUAAAUUCAUUUGCUCAAUUACCACAAACUACAAAAAAAAACUGGCGUGUUUUUGUGUUAAUUAUUAUUAUUGUGUUUUUUUAUUACUAGAAAAAGUGUUCACGCUGUAUUUUCUCCUCUGCCUUUUAUAUAUCUAGCCUGAUAAUAAUAUUUGGUGUAAUAAAAAAUAUUUUAUUGUUGUUUAUUUAACAUUUACAUAUUGACAACAACAAAUCCUUUAAUACCUACCACGUUUUUAAUUAGCAAAACGGGCGCCUAAAAAAUUCAACAAACCAACCAAACACUUGCUGUUUUUCUUUUUACCCUUUUCAUUAAGCCCUAAAACUACAACAAUAAAAUUACAAAAACAAACCAUACAAACAAAAAUAAACUAAAAGACGCAGUGCCACCAUUAAGGGAUUUCCAAACGCCAAAAGAAAUUAGCAGAAAAACACAAUGUCACAAGGAGCAACAAUUGAUCAAGCCGGUGGAGAUCACCACGUCCAUUUCGAUGUCGCCAACUUAAAAGAUGAUUUCGAAUCGGACAGUUGUGUAACGUAUCAACGUUCGGGUGAUACAAUAGUCAUCAGUCUGGGAUUUCUGCAGGUCAAUCACAGAUAUAUGAUUGAUCUUAAACUGCCUAGCAAUUUAUUCAGUGAUCUAGGCAGUAGCCUAAAUCAAUUUCAACCCGAUGUUUCAACAGUUCCUAAUCUACAUUGUCGCAUUACCGAAUUCUCUGGAGUGAAACAUGAUGAACAUGAUUUCUACGAAAUGAAAAUAGAAUUUUUCGCCUACAAAGAGAAACUUUUGCGUGAAACACUGCAUAUUGUUAAUUCGAAUAAUGAUAAGGAGGUGCUGAAACUAUUAAUUGCUGCUCGAGUCUUGGGUAAGGGUAAAGGUACCCCCAUGCUGCGUAAUGGUAUACACUGUAUAGGCAUGGAAAAGGAUGAGGAAUCAGAGGCUUCAGAUUUUCCCGGUUUUGGCAAGGAUACAUAAAUUGAGUUGAGUCUGUGCGAGUAGGCGGGGAAGAGCUCACGACUUUAUUUAGAGAAAUAAAGCAAUUAAUUUUUAAUUGUUGAAUAUAAUAAUUUUUUUCUAUUUUAAGAUAUUCAAACAUUAUUUUGACUAGUUCUUAAGGAAAUCUUCUAAGUGGCAUUUUAUUCAAUUAAAAAUAUUAGAAAUACUUUAAAGAAAAACACAAAACAAUACAAUAUCUACCUUAUAACCCGACUUUUCUCAAUAUUAGUAAAAUAUAUAAAGAAGAAUUGUUAUGUCUGAAACUUUUAGGAAAAUCUUGAGUACUUAUAAUACAAUUAAGUACGAAUUUUAUAAAUAUCUCACAAAACAAAAUAAGAAAACAAAGAUGGAAAAGAAUUUAUUCAAAAACUGAAAACUAAAUUUUAUAAAAAUAGAGAAUUUCUCUUAAACUUUCAAAAUUUCCUAAAAUAGUAUUAAUCAUCUCUAAAGAAUCAAUUCUUUUCUUUCUCAGUUUCCACCAUUUAUUCAGGUAUUGUGUUUAAUAUUUCUCUUUCUUUAUAAUUUUAAUUACAUUUUUAUUAUUUUCUGCUUUCUCAUCUGUUUAAAAGUAAUUAUAAUUUUUAAAUAAAUUCCAUGAAAUGUUAAUGUUAAU